Molecule: messenger RNA, 3743 nt
Organism: Hyposmocoma kahamanoa
Lineage: Eukaryota; Metazoa; Arthropoda; Insecta; Lepidoptera; Cosmopterigidae
Product: YLP motif-containing protein 1-like
Exons: 14
Coding region: 1-2661 (886 amino acids)
Biological process (GO): RNA processing
Cellular component (GO): nucleoplasm
Molecular function (GO): RNA binding
Source: RefSeq, a predicted model, not a curated record
AUGAUUCAUUUCAAGGAUAAUAAGAAUAAGUCAGCGCUAAGUACAAGAUGGGCUCAAAUGACGAAACAGGAACAAAUAAUCGAGAAGAAGAAAAUGGAGAUCCAAGCCAAACUUGAGGCUCAAAAGCAAGCAGCAGCUUUGGCGGCUCAAGCUAAACUUACUAAUACUUGCACCAAAGAUGAUAAGGGAACUGCUAACAUUUUCUCAAACGAUGGUAGUUUCAUGAGUCAAUUCAAGGCAUUACUGGAAAAACAAAAACAGGACAAAGAAGAAAAAGAGGAGAAAGAAAAACAAAAGACCCUUGAAGAGGAAAGAGUUAAAAAUGAAGCACAAAGACAGGAAAUGCAUGAUAAUGACGUGGAGAGUGAUAGGGAACACUCUGGAGAUUAUCAUGAGAGAGAUCUUCUUGACAAGAGAACUGGAGAUCGAUCUAGGGAAAGACACCGUAGAUGGAGUGAUAGAGGUCGCAACCGUACACACAGCCCAAUGACUCCAGUUGUAGAAGACAGAAAGAAACUCUCAGACAAACAGAUCCCUUCCCUCAUGCAAAUCCCUGUUAGGCCUCCUGAGGAUCAAUCUCCUGGUCCUAUGGGUCCUGGUCCAAUGGGUUCUGGCCCUAUGAGGCCAAUGGGUCCUAGGACUAUGGUUCCUGGACAUAGCAUAGGUCCGGGUUCAAAUAUGGGCCCUAGAUCAAACAUGGGACCUGCACCUGGUAUGGGGCCUGGUCCUAAUAUGGGUCCGGGAGGGCCAAUUAUGAAUAUGCCCCCUGGUGGGCCAAUGCCUCCUAGAGGUCCAAUGCCUCCAUUCAUGGCUGGUCCGCCUAAUUUUCCUAUGCCACCGAAUUUUAUGGGCCCUAAUGGCCCUGGUGCUAUGCCACCUAAUAUGUGUGGUCCUAAUAUGCCCCCAGGACCGAAUGGUCCUCCUAUGCCUCCGUUUUUCGGCCCUCCGUUUCCUAUGGGUCCUAAUGGUCCAAUGGGUCCCAAUGGUCCAAUGGGUCCGAAUGGUCCAAUGGGUCCCAAUGGUCCAAUGGGCCCUCAUGGUCCAAUGGGUCCUAAUGGUCCAAUGGGUCCGAUGGUUCACAACGGCCCAAUGGGUCCUAACGUACCUAUGCGCCCUAACGGUCCCAUGGGACAUACUGGUCCUAACUCAAUGAUGCCACCAAAUCCCAACGGUAAUAUGCCGUUUAUGGGACCACGUCCUCCUUUCGGACCAAAUGGGCCUAAUUUCGGUAAUGGGAACGGUCCUAACAUGCCUUUCAUGCCUCCGAACUCAAUGCCACCUAAUACAAUGUCUCUUCAUACAAUUCCUGAGCCAAAACCCUUGGACGCUCCUUCGAUUCCUCCACCGGAGCCAAUGAAGCUGCAGAACAUUCCGCCGCCCAUGCCUCUGCCUCUGAACCACAUCCCGAAACCGAAAGACCUCGAUCCGGGCAAUAUACCAGCACCACCAAUCGUGACUCAAGUUCUCUCUCCAGAUGCGUUCCCGCCAUCGGUGCACCGCGCGGCCUCCGAGGUGGCCACCAACGGGGACCACUGGGAAAAUGUCCUGAAAGCAAUACACUCACAAGACCAAAAUUUGUGGUUUCUUCACAACCCGAAUAGCGCGGAAUAUAAGGCGUUCAGGAACUUAGUAAAGAUUAUGAAGGAUGAAAAGAAGCCAGAAGUGAGACCCGAGGAUAAGUAUGAACCGGAGUUCUGUAUGGAUGAUGACAGCAAUGACAGCAAGUCAGGAGUCAGGGAAGAAAGUAAGGACGGCUAUACAGAAUCUCAGUACCCAUGGAGCCAAGUAAAGAGGGAGCAUACGAGUUCCCAAAGUGACGAGGAGCCAGAGGCAAGAAGGGAAAGGCGUAAAAGGAAGAAAUCUCGAUGGAGUGAUGAACCGCCAUCAGCCGAUAUUAAGCCGCCGGGUGUUGUAGUGCCUAUGCCGGGCACUCUUGUUCCAACGGGUACAAAACUUGCAAAAAUUGACGAGGAAGGAAUAAAACUGACUACGAUGAACCGAACCAACCAAGCGUUAAUGCAAUACGCUCUUACAAACUAUGGUACAACAAAUUUGAGUGUUGAGGAUUGGAAGAAGUGCGAAGAUAACUUUAAACUUAAUCUGUUGUAUCAGGAUAUGCUAAAGAAAAGGCAGGAGGUGGAGCGACUGGCGGCAGCCGGUAAGCACAAAUACGAGUAUGACAGCGACGAAGAUACUGCGGACGGCACUUGGGAACAUAGGCUUCGUGCAAAAGAAAUGUUUGCAACACAGAAAUGGGCAGAUGAGUUGACGAAACAAGCUGCUGGCAAACACCAUAUAGGUGAUUUCUUGCCUCCGGAAGAACUGAAAAAAUUCAUGGAAAAGUACUCGGCGGUGAAAAGUGGCAAGGAGCCAGACCUCAGUGAUUACAAAGAAUUCAAACUUAAAGAGGACAAUGUUGGCUUCAAGAUGCUGCAAAAACUUGGGUGGAACGAGGGACAAGGCCUCGGCGCUGAGGGCACUGGGAUUGUCGAACCUAUUAACAAAGCAAACCAACCAGUGGCAAAUAUGGGCCUAGGCGCUUCUGCAUCCGAUAUCGUGUCCCCGGAAGACGACGAGUUCGACGCGUACAGGAAGCGAAUGAUGCUCGCUUAUAGAUUUAGACCUAAUCCAUUGAAUAAUCCUCGAAGACCAUACUAUUGAGAAGAUCAUAACAGCUGCAGUGAAAGCUUAGGGAUCAUGACCAAAGUUCGCUUAUUAUUAUAAAAAAUGCUUGGCAGCCAAAUUCCAAUGAAAUUAUGAUAUAUACUUUAUUCACUGCCUGUAUACGUCGCUGUAUUGUAUAUAACACGCAUGAGGUCACCAAUCAAAUAAUAAUCAACAGGACAUCUUUUUAGAACCUGCCAUUAUCUUUCUAAAGGAUUAUCCGGCCGUAAAACUUCUAAAGGUGGAACUGCUCUGGGCAAGAUGACAAACAGUAUUGUGCGUCAAAAUUGCAUAUGCGUGCAGUGUCCCAAUUAAUAAAGCCACUAUAGCGUUGUUAAGACCCCCAUAUACUUACGAUUCCUCGUUUUGACCGAGAUAGUCACGAUAAUCUUAUCGAUCCGUCGCUACUCCCAUGGCUUUCAAGUUAAUCGUUAACGACAUAAAGAUAUACUAUCGAUCCAUCGGUUAAAUCAGGCUGAAACUAUAGAUCGUGAAGACAAAUCCGUAUAUUACUAUGUCGUUUCAAUAAUCGUUUUGUAGUUAUUCUCCUGUAAUGCAGUUCUAGUGCGGUUCUGCCGCUUAAGGGAUCCACAUUUAUUACCUACGUUGUUUUGUGGGUUUUGUACACGAAUUUCUAAAUAAUGUAUGUUUUCUCUUGUAGUGUAAUUAAUGUGUUUUUAUAUAAUAUGUAGUUAAACAAAUUAAUGCUCUAUGAAUUUCACAUGUUUUAUAUCACAAAUUGCCGCAUUUUGGCGUGGAACGACGUAUAGCCCUUAGACGAGCGAGACCCAUGGCCAGAUGUUAGACGUGUAAAGGUGAAUACACGUUGGAAUUUUAUUACAUUUUGUUCGUAAUAUUAAAUUAUAGAAUAAUUAUUUACUUAUAGUUUAUUAGUUUACAGCAAAAAAACAUUGUAAAACAAUACAAAGUAUAAAGAAUAUCAACAAAGUACUAUAAGUUUCAUUUUGACAAGAAAUGGUGACCAUAAUGCUUUUGACGUCGUCAUUUUAAAUUUGUUAUUUUGCAACAUGGCGCGGGUUCAAAUUUAACUGGUUAACCCAAAUUAAUACAAGGAUUUU